UCCAUCGAUUUUUCUAAUAUAUUUUUUAAUUAAGUAAUCAGAACACUCCCUGCAUACCACACUGUUUAAUAAUAAAUGUUUAAUUUGAUGUUUUUCCAGUUAGUUGAGCCCAUAGGUGUCAGAUACGACCACCAUGGGGCAAGGUGUAAUGAAGAGCAUUCAUUUGGAGGAUGAGCCGAUCGACAAACCAGAAAUGUUUGCUAAAUACAAGGAGUAUGGCGCAGAGGAUAGGCCUGUCAGAAAAAUGGCAGUUACAAGAGAAGAAAUGAAUCUGGGACAAAUACCUCGUGAAAGCCGUGACUACUGCGCCCAACAUUUCAUGGCGUACAAGAAAUGCAUUAGAGAGUGGAUGCCGCAGUAUCGGAAGUGCAUGCAUCAACUUCACCAUUACCAUGAUUGCGAGAUAGAAGACCAAAUUAUUCGAAGAAAAGAAUAUGAGAGAACUAAGCGCCUAAUGAAGCGUGACAAGGAGCGAGCAAGACGGGAGGCGAGAGAAGCAGCGGCCGCAGCACAAUAAAUAAACUCAUUUGAAUUUUUUGUUUAUAAAUCUAAAAAUAAAAUAUGUUUUCUCUUCUCA
Molecule: messenger RNA, 577 nt
Organism: Styela clava
Lineage: Eukaryota; Metazoa; Chordata; Ascidiacea; Stolidobranchia; Styelidae
Product: NADH dehydrogenase [ubiquinone] 1 beta subcomplex subunit 7-like
Cellular component (GO): respiratory chain complex I; mitochondrion
Source: RefSeq, a predicted model, not a curated record